AUGGACACGCACGAUACCGCCGAAACUGACUUCGGGGACUCCGCAGAACCCCAAAGGAUUCAAAUCAACAAGCCCCAGGGUGCCAACCACCCAGACAGACACGUUGACGAUACAGCAUAUGUGCGUGUUGCUCACGACGAAGACGUUGGUACUCCAUCCGAGUAUCCGAAGCAGAAGGCGACCAUCUUCACGAUCCUGACAGACUUUGCCUCUAUCCUUCUCCCGCUUGGUUUCCUUGGGGUAGUCAUAGUUUUAUGGCGUUUAGAUGGAACGCCGGCGACUGUUGGGUCUGAGGAAAUGUGGCGCAAUGCCAUCAACAUCCUUGCCACCGUAUUCCCCAUCUUGUUUGCCGCGAUCGUUGGUCGUCUGCUGUCUGAGGCGUCACGAUGGAAGCUGGAGAGGGGGUCCUCGACAGGCGUGCUCGAACAGCUGAUGGGUAGUCGCACGGUUGGCGCAACAGUCUCUACGAUGAUCGGCUUUCGCUCGUUAAAUGCUCUGACUCUGCUGCUACUGCUGAUUUGGACGUUUUCUCCUCUUGGCACGCAAGCUAUUCUCCGAAUGGAAUCGACAAAUUUCGAGCCCGACCUCACUGAUACCAGCGUCACAUAUUUUGACACCGACGCGAUAAGCGACCUGGUUGAACGAACUGGCCGUUUCAGCGUGAUGAGUUAUUCGUUUUCGUCAUUCACGAAGACUUUGGCGUCGCUAUACAUGAGUCUUUUGACGACGCCUGUAGCGAUCAAAGAAGAUACGGUAGACCUCUGGGGCAACGUUAAGAUACCAUUCUUGAGCCACCCGGACUCGUCAUGGGAAAACAUCUCCGGCAGUAACGUCGUAUACUCGUCGUUAGCUGGCAUUCCCGUGGACAACUUUCACGACGGCAACACCACAUUCAAUCUGGAGUCGAGCUAUCUUCGACUUCAAUGCAGCAACGUUAGCGUUGGGCCUGCCGUUGGCAAGAACCCCGCGGGUUACGAAGAGUCAGUGGAUCCUUCGAUGAUGCAGCAAGCAGCCACAAUAAACAUUGGUGGCGACGACCCAAAGCGUGUGGUUUUUCAAAUGCCCAAUGGCACUUGGCACGGAUACAACACCAGCAGCAAAGACGAUGGGGAAACAACGUGGGUCUUGGCGAUCAACAGAUUCGUUGACGCUCGCUGGUUGCUUAUGAACAACACCGCCCUGGUCAACUUGACGGACAAUCAUGCGGGUUAUCGCGAACGACCUUGCCUUUUUACAAAUGAGACCGGGAUUGAAGCCGGCAGAACGACUCUUCUCUUUCAAGCAGAGCCGAGAUCGGGCUACAGCAAGGCGUCCGUCACGUAUACCCCCAUUCAGUCAUAUUGCGACGUCACCCAAAGAGAAGAUCAAUUCUUGAACAAUCUCACAGCUCAGGAUCUGGAGGUUCGUCUGGCCCAGUUGCUCAACACAUAUCUCACCCUAAGGUUCAUGCAAACCACCGGCUCGAUUCAGGCAUUCCUUCUAGAAAAUCAGCUACGCGGAUACUCGGCGCGAGACGUCGGCUGGAUAACGGGAGUCUACUCGUUCUUGACCUUCAUGCUGGGGAUUCAGACCGGCCCGUUAGUCGACGUGUUUGGGCCUGCACCCCUUGGACCCAUAGCCGCCUUUAUGCUCUGCCUGGGGGUUCUUGGCGGAAUUGGGAACGCGAUUUCCACGACAGUCGGCAUUGCGGUGGUUGGCAAGCUGUUUCAUCGCCAUCGCGGACUCGCUCUGGGCAUUGCACUGGCCGGCUCGUCCACAGGGGGCAUUGUCUUCCCACUGGCCCUGCGGCAGCUGUUCCCCGCAUACGGAUGGAUCUGGUCUUUGAGGAUUAUUGGCUUCAUCACGCUGGGCAUCAUGGUAAUCGGCCUCGCCUGCCUAUCCCCCUUUCCGCGAUUGAUGGCCAAGAUGCAUGGCAACGGGCAUGAAAGCAUCCAAAGCAAGAGUGCUGCCAUGGACUUCUCCGCCUUUCGUUCAACCGCGUUCUCCCUCGUCACCUUUGCGCAAGGGUCUCUAGAGUUCGUCAUCUUUGGGGCUACGGCUAUCCUCCCAACGCUAGUUACUUGGGCCGGCUUUCCGCCGGAGGCUGGAUACAAUAUGCUUGCGAUCCUCAAUGGUUUAUCCUCUCUUGGACGGGUCCUUCCUGGGAUUAUAGGUGACCAUUUGGGGCACUUUAACGUGCUGCUCGCCAUGAUUAUUCUCACGGUGAUCUGCACUGCUGCCACCAUCACGGCGUUUGGGUCAACGCGCCUCGAGGCCCUCUACGCCUUUGCCGCUCUGGGAGGCUUCGGGACAGGUUCCUUCCUAUCACUUGCACCAGGUGAGGUCACCCCUCAACUAAGACGACUGUAA
Molecule: messenger RNA, 2349 nt
Organism: Colletotrichum karsti
Lineage: Eukaryota; Fungi; Ascomycota; Sordariomycetes; Glomerellales; Glomerellaceae
Exons: 5
Coding region: 1-2349 (782 amino acids)
Biological process (GO): transmembrane transport
Cellular component (GO): fungal-type vacuole membrane
Molecular function (GO): transmembrane transporter activity
Source: RefSeq, a predicted model, not a curated record